Messenger RNA from Danio aesculapii, 4151 nucleotides. It is a transcript of the gene acsbg2, whose product is annotated as acyl-CoA synthetase bubblegum family member 2. NCBI's taxonomy places the organism in Eukaryota, Metazoa, Chordata, Actinopteri, Cypriniformes, Danionidae. Bases 150 to 2396 code for a protein of 748 amino acids. The transcript is spliced from 15 exons. Gene Ontology annotation, cellular component: membrane; endoplasmic reticulum. Gene Ontology annotation, molecular function: long-chain fatty acid-CoA ligase activity. The record is from RefSeq and is a predicted model, not a curated record.
UCUGUUUGAAAAUGAAUGCACUACAUGCACAGUUGUAGGGUGUGAGGAAGCCGCCAUCAUUUUGCAGUCGGACGAUAAGGAAGCUGGCAUUUUAAAACCUCUUGAUUCGGAAAAUCCAAAGACAGGGCAGCAUUUUUCAUCCUGUGAAGAUGCACUUGACUGCGUGUGAACCCACGGCCAUGUCCACUGCUGUAGUGAUGGAGCAUCCAGGAGACGAGAGCCUCCUCCAGUCCUGUGGAACUGCAGACAGUCUCGCCUCUCUGGAAGACGCCACAGCAAACGAGUCAUCAGAGGAGGAAUCUGCAUGUGCAAGAGAAGUGCAGACGAACACCAAAGCCGAACAGAGCACACACACAACAUCAGGUGCAACCCCUCGGCCCGACUCCCUCUCCCUGCCCACCAAAGGCACAGAGCUCUGGACUACACACCGGGAUGGAGAGGUUAAGCUUAGGAUGGGCGAGUCUGGCCUUGAGGCUGAAACCCCUCUCACUGUAAAUCAGAUGUUCACCUCCACCGUUCAGCGUUUUGGCAACUACCCUGCACUUGGCUGGAAAGAAGGAGAGCAGUGGAAAACCAUGACCUACAGCGAGUACUACAAGUCCUGCCGCACGGCUGCCAAGAGCUUCCUCAAGCUCGGGUUGGAGCGCUACCACGGUGUUGGGAUUCUCGGCUUCAACUCAACUGAGUGGUUUAUUGCUGACAUUGCUGCUAUUUUAGCUGGCGGGUUUGCCGUGGGCAUCUACACCACCAACUCUCCUGAGGCCUGCCAGUAUGUGGCGGAGAACUGCCAGGCCAACAUCCUGGUGGUGGAAAACCACAAACAGCUGCAGAAGAUCUUACAGAUCCAGGACAAAUUACCCCAUCUCAAAGCCAUCAUCCAGUACAAAGAUGAGCUGAAAGAGAAGAAGCCCAAUCUCUACACGUGGGCGGAGUUUAUGGAGCUGGGGCAGGACGAGCCUGACACUCAGCUUGAUGACAUCAUCAGCUCCCAGAAACCCAAUCAGUGCUGCACUCUGAUCUACACAUCCGGGACUACAGGCCAGCCGAAGGGAGUCAUGCUCAGUCACGACAACCUCACAUGGACAGCGUUUGCAACAGGCCAGCACGUGAGCCUAAAUGAUGCGGAUAAGCUACAGGAAGUGGUCGUGAGCUACCUGCCGCUCAGUCAUAUUGCUGCACAGAUGAUUGACAUCUGGCUCCCCAUGAAAGUUGGAGGAGUCGCAUACUUCGCACAGCCUGAUGCACUAAAGGGCUCUCUGGCUAACACCCUACGUGAGAUUCGCCCUACCGCGUUCCUGGGUGUCCCCCGCGUGUGGGAGAAGAUGCAGGAAAAGAUGAAGUCGAUUGGAGCCAAAUCAUCCACGGUGCGCCGGAAGGUGGCGUCGUGGGCCAAAGAUGUGGGCCUUCAGACCAACCUCAACAAAAUGGAGCUUGGCAGCAAUUCCAGGAAGCCUCUGAACUAUCUGCUGGCAAAGCGUCUGGUUUUCCGCAAGGUUCGGAAGGCACUGGGACUCGACCGCUGUACGAGGUGCUACACUGGAGCCGCUCCGAUAACCAAAGAUACGCUGGAGUUCUUCCUCAGUCUGGACAUCCCUCUGUUUGAGCUGUAUGGGAUGAGCGAGAGCUCUGGUCCUCACACCAUCACACAGGCCGACGCAUUCAGACUCACCAGCUGUGGAAAGGUGAUUCCGGGCUGCAAGACGAAGCUCAGUAACCCAGAUGAUGAAAAGAAUGGAGAGAUUUGUUUCUGGGGUCGUCAUGUGUUCAUGGGCUACCUGAACAUGCCUGAUAAAACCGAAGAGGCUCUGGAUGCUGAAGGCUGGCUGCACUCGGGCGACCUCGGCAAACUCGAUGAGAACAACUUCCUGUUCAUCACCGGACGCAUUAAAGAAUUGAUCAUCACAGCUGGAGGUGAAAAUAUUCCCCCGGUGCCUAUCGAGGACGCGGUUAAAGAGGCCGUUCCCCUCAUCAGCAAUGCCAUGCUUAUAGGAGACAAGAGAAAAUUCCUCUCCAUGCUGCUUACCGUUAAGUGUCAGAUCAACGGUGACACCGGGGUUCCUGAAGAUGAACUGACUCCAGAGGCGGUGGAGUUUUGUCGUAAACUGGGCAGCAGCUGCACGCGUGUGACUGAAAUCGCCGGCGGGCGCGACAGAGUUGUUCACGCGGCUAUUCAGGAUGGCAUCAACCGCGUGAACGAGAAGGCCACAUCCAACGCCCAGCGCAUCCAGAAGUGGACCAUCCUGGAUCAGGAUUUCUCUAUUCCUGGAGGAGAGCUGGGGCCAACAAUGAAGCUCAAGAGGCCGGUGGUCAUGAAGAUGUACAAAGACCAGAUUGAGAGCUUUUACAAAGAAGUCGUGACCCCAGUCACCCCAGACAACCCUCUGCCUCCUAAAUAGAUGUUCAACAAAAGGCCUCGUCGUUCACUUCAGAGAUCGGAGACGUGGUUUAAAACACACACACAAACACAUACUUGCAUAGGAACACCACUCAGACCUUGCGUUUCGCUUGUGAGUUAAUAUUUGUUCAGGGGUUUUUGAUGUUAUUUUCACACUGUUUACAUUUUUCUGUGUGAUUGCAGGAAGGAAAAGUUUGUGAAACAAAAGCCAUUUUCUUUUUGUGAUGAUUUGCUAUUUAUUUUCUUGCCUAACAAUAAUAAUGAAGUGUCUUUUGAACCGUGUUAUUCACUUACACGUAACUGCAGGUGAUUCGAAUGUCAGUUUAAAGAUACUUAUUAAUGGACAAGAGGGGGCCAAGUCGGAGCACUCACUCUGGUCCCCCAGGCUCUGCGCUGGUUGGGGAAAUUCCAAAUUGAAUGUAAAACAAUCGAUUACAAUUGGUUUCGCAAAAUUCGGGACAAUGCAACCUGCAGAACCUGAGGGGAAAAAAGAUACUUAUUAAUUAUAAUUUAUGGUUCAAUUUAUUAAUAGCUAACAAGGCAAUUUGUGCAUCACUUGUGACUGAAUUCUCUGAAAAAAAAAGCCACCAAAAAUACUGGUUGCUUGAAGGAAAGUUGAUGUGAAGAACAUUUAGCCAGAAUCCCAUGCCAUACAAGCCAUAAAUGUCUCUUUUUUGCUUGUUUUUCAUUACCAAAUAUGCGUUUGUUUGAUCGUUUGUUUCAUUCAGUGCUGUUGGUUAAUUUUGUUGUUAAUUCUUUGUAAAGUGAGCCUGUUAUAUAGUGUAAAUAUGUAUUGCAUACAUUUCUUCUGUGGUCUUAUUUGAUGCUUGGCUGCAUCACUCUGACAAUCCUCAAGGUAGCAACAUGUUGGAUGUCACGAAGUCCAGUGUCAAACCAUCUUCCCACCUUUAUCAUCUAAACAGAGAAGCGGUGAAUAUUUAUUAUCUCAUGAAAUAAGGGAGAUGAAGGAGCAAAUGUGAUCUGUUCAGAGGCUGUUGAGUUAUUUUGCAUUAUUCUUUGCUUUGCACGUGCAAUAAGGACAUUUUGACCAAAAUGUUAAUGACUUUAUUUAUAUUGUUUACUGCAUAGUCAAACUAUUCUAAUGCAAUUUAGGAAAAACAAAAGGUUAAAUAGACGAAUGCUAUUUAAUCGGUCAAGUGCUUGAAUAUUACAACUACAUCUGCAAACCCAAAGAUUUGAGUUUCCCUCUGUAAAUAGAUUGCUUAUAACUUGCUUUCUUCAAAUUCUGGACUUGUUAUUCCAAAGUGUGUAUAUUCUGACUGCGUACGCAUGACCACAGCGAGGCCUUUUUGUAAAUAUGAAGAAGUUUAGUCAUUUGUGCAUGAAAUGAGUCGAGUCUUCGCUCAGAUUAGUUGAGAAUGAAGGCAGAGCUAGUGAGGGAUUUCCUUUCUUCCAUCUGGGAUUUCUGUUACGGUUUUGGCUAUAUUACUCUUUUCUUUGUAUUGUGGCACAGAUAGUAUGACGGUUUCAUGUGGAGUUUGGAAAAGUGCAAAUAUGAACACGAUGUGAAGUCUCAGAUUGUGAAAGGUGCCUGGUUUUACCUGACACUUCUAUUCUUGAGCCGAGGGAUGAUUUGUUUGUGUGUGUCGUGCAAUGUUUAAGGGUUUCUGAAACGCGCAUGUCAUUGUUGAAACUGGAGUACUGAACGGAGUUUGGCAGCAGGAACUCCUGGUUUCUACUUGUAUGUGUGUGUGUAUUAUCCCUUUACUGGAAAAUAAAUGUUGAUAUAACCAUC